Messenger RNA from Paramecium sonneborni, 343 nucleotides. The record is from the annotation of a GenBank genome assembly. NCBI's taxonomy places the organism in Eukaryota, Ciliophora, Oligohymenophorea, Peniculida, Parameciidae.
AUGGCAGUGAAUGAUGAAAGAUAUGUAUUCAUAGUAGAAUGGUUUGAUACAAGUGCAUCUUUAAUAAGGAGUUAUAACUUAACAUAUUUCAUGUCAGACAAGACUAUCGAGAUGGUAAGAUUUGUAAAGGAAUUUAGUUUGAUUUGAAAAAUAAAAGAAUAUUUUUGAAAAGAUGUGAAUAUCCAUCAGUGUAAUUAAAGGAUUUAUAUGUUGGAUCUAUUGUGACAGUUUAUUCAAGAUAAUUAAAAAUAGUAGAUUAUGCAGAUGUAUUUACAAGAUCUAAAUUCGAAGUUUAAAGAGGAAAGUAAAUAAGUUGUAUAAAUGAUAGAACAUUUGGUAUGAU